Aspergillus uvarum CBS 121591 is the source of this 991-nucleotide messenger RNA. RefSeq lists its product as uncharacterized. Lineage: Eukaryota; Fungi; Ascomycota; Eurotiomycetes; Eurotiales; Aspergillaceae. The coding region runs from base 101 to 748 and encodes 215 amino acids. The record is from RefSeq and is a predicted model, not a curated record. The transcript has a single exon.
GAGUCGGUGCGACAGACCGUGACUUUCUGACCCCAUCACACACAUCUACUACUACAACUAUUACAUCUCAAACCAUCUCAAACUCCACAGCCAACCCACAAUGUGGCGCACAACCCUCAAAACCUCCCGCCCUCUCCUCCUCUCUCGGGGCAUAAAACCCCAAACCCACCUCCCUCUCCUCUACAAAACACCUUCCAAGCGAUCCCCCCACACCAGCCCCAGCCCCAACCCGGCCCCGACCCCGUCCUCCUCCUACCUCUCCAGCCACCACCGCAACCGCCACCCGGAAUCCGACCUGGACCGCCACCUCCUGCGGCCGGAGUCCUACGAGACCUCGAAGAGCGGCACCGACGACGCGGCCGCCCACCACCCGUGGUCGUUCGACCCGACCAUCACCGACCCGGCGCUGGAGGUGCUGGCCUCGGACGCCGAGUGCGCCCUCGACGACUACCGCGAGGACGACCCGCUGUACGUCAGCCCAGGCAACACGGAGGUUAGCCGAUUUUUGGACCCGAUGGCUGGCGGCGCGGCGCACAAUGCCAUCAAGCCGGGGUGUUCGGGGAUGGGGUGGACGCGGAAGGCGCAUGUGUUUCGGGUGCGGACGCAGCCUGGGGAGAGCGGGUGGGGGAAGGGGUUUGAGCGGUAUGAGCGGGUUUUGCGGGAGAUAAGGAGGAGGAAGGUUGCUGAGGGGGGAGCUGCGGAGAGUGGUGUUGAGGCUGGAAAGGAGGGGAAGAGGGGGAAGGGGUGAUCUUCGUGUCUGAGAGGGGGAUGGAGUUGGGUAGGAGAGAAAGGUACGGUGUGGUGUGGUGUGGUGGACGAUGGAGAUUCAGGGUAUAUAGGGCUGAUAGGGUUGGAUGGGAAAUUGUGUGCUUUACUAUGCUUGUCUUUGUGGUUGGGGCUAAAGUGGUUGGCGUUGUGUUUAUACUUGGUACAUAUGCUUGGAAUAUAUCGCUUUUUACACUAGUGUGGGCUAUUGCAGUGGCAUUGGUGU